AUGCCACACAAAGUCACCAACGACUCAAAUUCCACUCUGUCCAGCAGAGGCAGUAGUGACCAAGAUGUCAUAGCAGAAGUCCAAGUCAGAGCCGCCCGUCCUAUCCGCAAACCCCCGGUCAUUAUCCAUAACAAGGGUGGCCAGACAUAUGACGAAACGAGACCGUCUGAUUGGGACAAACAACGCUGGAAAUAG
Molecule: messenger RNA, 195 nt
Organism: Penicillium taxi
Lineage: Eukaryota; Fungi; Ascomycota; Eurotiomycetes; Eurotiales; Aspergillaceae
Exons: 2
Coding region: 1-195 (64 amino acids)
Source: RefSeq, a predicted model, not a curated record